Trichoplax adhaerens is the source of this 885-nucleotide messenger RNA. RefSeq lists its product as uncharacterized. The record is from RefSeq and is a predicted model, not a curated record. Gene Ontology annotation, cellular component: membrane. The transcript has 6 exons. Lineage: Eukaryota; Metazoa; Placozoa; Uniplacotomia; Trichoplacea; Trichoplacidae. The annotation marks the transcript as partial. Gene Ontology annotation, molecular function: heparan sulfate 2-sulfotransferase activity.
GUUAUCAUAUAUAAUCGCGUACCAAAAACUGGAAGUACAUCCGUAAUGGCAUUAUUCUACGAUCUCUGUAAAAUUAAUAAGUUUCGCGUGCUACACCUUAAUGUUAGCAAGAAUUCUCAUGUAAUGCAUGUUGCAGAUCAGGGACGUUUUAUAAGGAAUAUAACAAGCUGGAGCAAAAUGCAGCCUGCUAUUUUCCAUGGUCAUUUAGCUUAUCUCGAUUUUGAAAAGUAUGGUGCAUUCAACCGGCCUAUAUAUAUUAAUGUGUUAAGAAAACCACUGGAUAGAUUAGUUUCGUUUUAUUAUUUUCUUCGUUAUGGAGAUGAUUUUAGGCCACAUCUACAUCGGCGAAAGAUGGGCGAUAAAAUAACGUUUGAUGAGUGUGUAGCAAAAAAUCUACCUGAUUGUCGUCCUGAAAAACUUUGGCUUCAGAUUCCUUUUUUUUGUGGUCAUCAUACGCAAUGCUGGAUUCCUGGCAAUGAGUGGGCUCUGCAACAAGCCAAACAUAAUUUGUUCCACAAGUAUCUACUAGUAGGUGUAACUGAGGACCUUACUGGUUUCAUCAAUGUACUUGAAGCUACCCUUCCCAAAUUAUUUAAGGGCGCAACAAACAGGUUUCUAACAUUCAGUAAAUCUCAUGCGAGAAAAACGAAAUACAAAUUGCCUCCAUCUGAAGCUACUAUAAAUGCAAUGCAAAAAAGUAAAAUUUGGAAAAUGGAGAAUGAAUUCUAUGAGUUUGCAUUAGCUAUAUUUCAACGAAUUAAAGAAUCGACUCUUGUUAAAGGGAAAAAAUUAAAUGAUAAAACAAUAGGUAGAAAAGUGGUGCAGCAAAAGUUCUUUUAUGAUAAGAUUCGACCUAAAGUUGGGAAUCCAAGAAGAACUUUUUAA